Molecule: messenger RNA, 1379 nt
Organism: Lottia gigantea (owl limpet)
Lineage: Eukaryota; Metazoa; Mollusca; Gastropoda; Lottiidae
Exons: 7
Coding region: 48-1379 (443 amino acids)
Cellular component (GO): Cul4-RING E3 ubiquitin ligase complex
Molecular function (GO): protein binding
Source: RefSeq, a predicted model, not a curated record
CCAGAAUGCCUUAAGUAUCUAUCUAUCCUAACUUAUUAUACUGAAAUAUGAAAACAGUUAAGAAAAUAAGACCAGUACCUCAAAAUGAAUCGAAUUCUGGAAGAAAUUUUGAACCAUGGAAAUGGUUAAUGAAGAGAAACUCAGGGGUUUUGAGACAUUGUGAAAGAAAACAAAUCUAUCCCUACUUGUAUACCAACAUAAAACCAGUUUUGACAUGGAAUCCCCAUGAAUUACCUAAUGGUGGGCAACAUGGUGCCAUUUUUAAUUUUGAUUAUUCAACAGAUGGUUCAAUUUUAAUAGCAGCUUGUCAACAUAAGAGUUUUUUAAUGUUUGAUCCAUAUAAUGGUCAGUUGUUAAAAGAGAAACAAGAUGCACAUUCUGAUUGUGUAAAUUGUGUCAGAUUUUUAGAUACAAGAUUAUUUGCUACAUGUUCAGAUGAUAAAACUGUGGUGUUGUGGGAUUGUCGAUUUUUAAAAUCAAGAAUUAAAACAUUAACUGGACACGAUUAUUGGGUAAAGAAUAUAGAGUAUAAUAGUUCUGAAAGUUUAUUGGUAACAUCUGGUUUUGAUGGCAGAAUUUGUACCUGGGACAUCAACAAUUAUUCUGGUCAAAAUGAUGAACACAAACAAGUUUUAUUAACAAAAGGAUUGAUGAGAUCUAAACUGACAUCUGAUAAUAAGAAACUUAUCAUCUCAACAUCUCGUGGUUAUAUGAUUAUAAUACAUGAUCUAAACUUACACACAUUACCUACUGAUUUAUAUAGUUUUAAACCAGAUGUCUACAGAGUUCAUAGAAUAAAUUCAGCUGGUGAAUCGGAAUUAGUAGUUAAAGAUAAUCCUUUCAUUCAUCGGAAAACCAACAGAAUAGAAUUUAUCUCUGACUUUCCAUCUGGCAAUGAGGCAGAAGUAAUAGCUAGUCUACAGGUUCACCCACAUAGCUGGUGUAUUGUAUCCAGGAAUACUAGUACAGAUAGUGAUUCAGAGUGGGUUUGUGUCCAUGAUAUCCAGUCAACUCCAGACGAUAUUAGUCUUGAUCAACCUAGUACUUCAUCUUCUACUUUAAAAGUGAAUAAACCGAGAUUAAUGUUUUAUAAACAAGAACCUAACGUGGGGGAGGGCUUUAUUAAAGAAUUAUGUUUUAGUUAUGAUGGACGUGUGAUAUGUUCACCAUAUAAAGAUGGUGUACGAUUGUUAACAUUUAACCAGAAUUGUGAUGAGAUUUGUGAUUGUGUGCCGAGUGAAGUAAAGAAUCUACAUGUUUAUCAAACCAAUCAAUCUCAUAAUAGCUAUGUACUGGCAACAAAAUUCUCACCCAAACACUUUAUGUUUGUUUCUGGUAGUUUAAGUGGUAAAGUUGUCUUUCAUCAGCCUGUUUUAUAG